Musa acuminata subsp. malaccensis (wild Malaysian banana) is the source of this 1576-nucleotide messenger RNA. NCBI's taxonomy places the organism in Eukaryota, Viridiplantae, Streptophyta, Magnoliopsida, Zingiberales, Musaceae. The record is from RefSeq and is a predicted model, not a curated record.
CUCUAAAAAUGAUCUGAGACAGGAAGGAGACAAUGGAAGGAAUCGACAUCCCCCAUUUCCAAUCCACAUCCGCUUUCCAUAUCACCAGCCACCAAAAGCUGAUCCAUUAUAUUAACAAUGGCCAUGAGUACCUGCGGAUGCAGCCGAAGCUUUGGGCGGCUUCCGCACCUCCCCACUCCCCACUCUAUCAUUUCAUGCCUCUUCUCCCCAUGGUUAACUCCUCCUUUCUCCGGAUCACGUCUGAUUGGAUCUGCCACCGAAACAUUUGAUGCGGUGAUCGCGUCGAAAUAGAGCAGUGGUCGAGUGAUCUCGAUGAAAAAUCCCAUCUUUUGCGGUCAUCGUUGAGCAAGUUUGAAUCUUUGGCGAUAUGGGUUGCUUCCCCUGCUUCGAGUCGGAGGAGGAAGCGCAGCUCAGCCAUGGGAACGAGUGCGAUCGCACGAGAGAGGAGCGGCCGAUGGUGGCGCCUCGCGUCGAGAAGUUGUCUUCUGGAGAUGAUAGAAUGAAAACCGCCAGAGAUUUGAGUACAAAAAGGGAAUCAUUGGGCGCAAUAGAGGGGUCUGAUUUUUCUAUUUCGGCACAGACUUUCACCUUUUCGGAGCUAUCGGCCGCGACCAGUAAUUUCAGAACAGAGUCUUUGCUCGGGGAAGGAGGGUUUGGACGCGUCUACAAAGGUCGUCUGGAAACUACCGGUCAGGUUGUGGCUGUAAAACAGCUUGACAGGAAUGGACUCCAAGGCAACAGGGAGUUCCUAGUGGAGGUCCUCAUGCUUAGCCUGUUGCAUCAUCCCAACCUCGUGAAUCUAAUUGGUUAUUGUGCUGAUGGAGACCAACGCCUUCUUGUCUAUGAGUAUAUGCCCUUGGGAUCAUUGGAAGAUCAUCUACAUGACUUUCCACCUGAUAAGGAACCACUUGAUUGGAAUACAAGGAUGAAGAUUGCAGCUGGGGCAGCCAAGGGAUUGGAGUACCUCCAUGACAAAGCCAACCCUCCUGUUAUAUAUAGAGACUUGAAAUCCUCCAAUAUCCUAUUAGAUAAGGGCUUCCACCCAAAGCUCUCUGAUUUUGGACUCGCAAAACUUGGUCCGGUUGGUGAUAAAUCUCACGUGUCAACAAGGGUGAUGGGAACUUAUGGCUAUUGUGCUCCAGAGUAUGCCAUGACUGGACAACUAACAGUUAAGUCUGAUGUUUACAGCUUUGGAGUUGUACUAUUAGAGUUGAUUACCGGACGGAAGGCUGUUGAAAGCACCAAAUCACAUUCAGAACAAAAUCUCGUUUCAUGGCAGUCUGGCAUAUAGCUAAAAGGAUCAAGUAUUGGCACACUUCUGUUCAGCUUCAAAUGGUUGCAUCUGUUGAUUUCUGGUAGAACUGAGACAGUAAUGCAACAGGGGGUUGGCAGAAUUUAGUUUCAUUAGACCAAUUGGGGAAAUGCUCUCACAAGAAACUAGUAGUUCACUUUUCCCCAUAAAGCUUGAAUUGUUAAUACAUCUUCACUUAUUUUUUCUACAUUCUCAAUAUUUCUGGAAGAAAUGCUUCGUAAUUAGUGGUAAAUCUUGUAACAGUCAUUUAGUUGUUUAAUAAGA